CCCCCCCUCUCUCUCUCUCUCUCGCCCCUCGUGCUCGUGUCCGCAAACGCCCCCUGCCCGGACCGUUCCCCCACCCAGCUUUCCGUGGUUUGUUUUGUGUUGUCUCACGCUCCCUCGCGGUAGACAGCCCCCCUCCUUCUCCACUCCCUGGAGUCCCGUGCACCAUGUCCAACCUUCUGCUGAGCGGCAAGAAGCUGAUGCAGGCGGCCGAGAACUUUGUCAUGAACUACCCGCCGAUCGUGGCCAAGGUCCGCGAGGCGACCAGCAACGAGGCCUGGGGCUCGUCCAGCACUCUCAACCAUGAGAUUGCCCAGGCGACCCACAACUAUGCGGACUUCCCCCAGAUCAUGGACGCGGCUUUCGGCCGGCUUCUGGAGGUGGACAAGUGGCGCGUGGUCUACAAGGCCCUGCUGCUGAUUGAGUUCCUCAUCUACAACGGCUCCAGCCGGGUGGUGGACGUCGCGCGCGAGCGCCAGUACGAGAUCCUGUCGCUGCAGCACUUCAGCGAUGCUGUUGACGAGAAGGGCCGCGAUGUGUCGAUCAAUGUGCGCACUCGGGCCAAGCAGAUCCACGACCUGCUGCAGAACAAGGACGCCAUCGUGCAGGGGCGGCUGACUGCCCGGCAGAACCGCGACAAGUACAAGGGCCUGAGCUCCAACGAGGGCGGCCAGUAUGGGGGCUUCGGCAGCUCCGGCGGCGGGUCUUCCUACCGGUCGGCCGGUGGCGACAGCUAUGGCAACGACUCGUUCAGCUCCUUCGGGUCGUCCUCGGCCGGGGGGUAUGCCCCUCAGCCGGCGGCUCCGGUGGCUUCCAGCGCGGAGCCCGUUCGCCCGAUGAUGGUGGCCCCCUCCUCGUCGGCCUUCACCGGCGGCGCGUACACUCCCCCGGCUUCGGUGGCGGCCACCGAGACUUCCCCGGCCCCGGUGGCCUUCACCCCGGCCGUGCAGAUCAAGAUGCGCCCGGCCGCCGCUGGCGCGGGCGGCGCCCCGGCCAAUGACGGCUUCGGGGACUUCGGGGACUUCGGUGCCCCGAGCGGCGACGGCUUCGGCGACUUUGGCGCUCCGACGUCGGCUCCGGCCCCGGCCCCGGUUGCGGCUCCGGCUCCGGCUCCGGCCGCCGCCACGGCCGAUCUGCUGGGCUUCGACUCGUUCAGCGCGCCGGCGUCGGCCCCGGCCGCCGCGCCGACCAGCAACACCGGUAGCAGCAGCGGCUUCGGUGCCUUUGGCGACUUUGGCGACUUCUCGACCCCUGCGGCGCCGACCACGCCGGCUCGGGUCGCCCCGGGCCCGGCCAAGCCCCAGACCAAUGUGCUGGAUCUGUUCUCGGACUUCAGCUUUGAGCAGCCGGCGGGCGGGCCCGCGGCGGCCGGCAGCAGCCUGGCCGCCCUGCCGGUGACCCCGGCCGCGCAUGUGGCCCCCUCGUCGACGGCGUCGUCCUCCGGGUCGACCGCCUCGUCGGGACCCGGCGCGGCGGUCCGCAGCCCUGACUGGGUGGACUCGCGCCUGGUGAACUUGGACAACCUGCGCAGCCCGAGCGCCAGCGGGGCCGGCGGCAAUGCCGGCAAUGCCGCCAAGCACACCCCCAUGAACCAGAUGGCCUCUUCGGCCCCGGCCCCGGCCAUGGGUGCCAUGUCGCCGAUGGGCGGCAGCUACUACGGGAACCUGGGUGGCGCCAGCAUGAGCGCCAGUCCGGCCCCGGCCGGGCGUGCGCCUGCCGCCGCUCCCUCCGCGGCCUCGGCCCCGGGCACCGGUCUCAACCAGUCCUUCGACUGGGCCUUCUGAGUGAGGCGGCUGUGCCUGUAC
Molecule: messenger RNA, 1802 nt
Organism: Fonticula alba
Lineage: Eukaryota; Rotosphaerida; Fonticulaceae
Exons: 5
Coding region: 165-1781 (538 amino acids)
Biological process (GO): endocytosis
Cellular component (GO): clathrin vesicle coat; plasma membrane; endosome
Molecular function (GO): clathrin binding; phospholipid binding
Source: RefSeq, a predicted model, not a curated record